AUGCGCCUCCAAUACAUCCCGGACCCUCCAUCAAAUCUAUCUGAGGAGGACCAGCAAGUCUGCGAUCGUAUCAGGGCCCGUCGGGGCCCAGCCGGGCUUCUCGGCAUUGAUCGCACACUCCCCCAUGCCCCCAAGGUCGCAGAUGGUAUGGAAUUCAAGCCAGUUCUCAUUGUUCUAGCAAAGGUCCCGUUUAUCAAGCAACGCAACCCGACAAGCAAGGGUCCCCUGAGCGAACGCCAAUGGGCUGUCCUUCAAUACGCGGAUGCCAUGACAGCCACUGUUCAGGUGCCACAGGAGCUAUUUUAUCAGCUAAGGGAUGUUGGUUUUAGCUCACAGGAGAUUACUGAGAUUACGGCUACGGUCGCCACCUAUAAUUUUACUUGUCGCUUUGUGCUUGCACUGGAUGUAGGCGAGGGGAUUGCUGGGGCGCCGGCUUGGUUUAAAGAGUGGUGA
Talaromyces rugulosus is the source of this 453-nucleotide messenger RNA. RefSeq lists its product as uncharacterized. The record is from RefSeq and is a predicted model, not a curated record. The transcript is spliced from 2 exons. NCBI's taxonomy places the organism in Eukaryota, Fungi, Ascomycota, Eurotiomycetes, Eurotiales, Trichocomaceae. Bases 1 to 453 code for a protein of 150 amino acids.